Acanthopagrus latus (yellowfin seabream) is the source of this 2094-nucleotide messenger RNA. RefSeq names its product protein kinase C substrate 80K-H (gene prkcsh). Gene Ontology annotation, molecular function: calcium ion binding. The record is from RefSeq and is a predicted model, not a curated record. Lineage: Eukaryota; Metazoa; Chordata; Actinopteri; Spariformes; Sparidae. Gene Ontology annotation, cellular component: glucosidase II complex. The coding region runs from base 257 to 1858 and encodes 533 amino acids. The transcript has 18 exons. Gene Ontology annotation, biological process: liver development; N-glycan processing.
UGGCUGCACCCUCAAGACUUCCCAGAAUCCUCUACUUCCGACAGGUGCCACGGCUCUCCGCCAAUCAGAAGGCGUAAACAAAGCCUUGUCCAAUCAGAGUGCAACAGGACAGCGAGGGGUGGGUAUCUACGCAUGCGCGUUGUCGCUACGGAAGACAUCGGUGUGUUGGUGUCGAUCGAAGAACUUCACCGUUGACAGGAGCUUCUGGUGUCGCGGAGUCUUGUUAAAUUCUGACCCAGUGCGGAGCUGCACCAUCAUGAUGUCCUACCAGUACCUCCUCCUGGUGCUCCUGGGUCUCGGAGUCUCAGCUGUUGAAGUCCAGCGCCCUCGCGGUGUCCCUCUAUCCAAACGGCAGUUCUAUGAAGAAGGCAAACCAUUCACUUGCCUGGACGGCUCCCGCACUAUUCCCUUCGAUAGAGUGAAUGAUGACUACUGUGACUGCGAGGACGGUUCUGAUGAGCCAGGCACUGCUGCUUGUCCCAACGGCAGUUUCCACUGCACCAAUGCUGGUUUUAGACCAGCCUUCAUCCCCUCCUCCCGCAUCAAUGAUGGGAUCUGCGACUGCUGUGACACAACUGAUGAGUACAACAGCGGUGCUGCCUGUCAGAACACCUGCAGGGAGUUGGGGAGCAAAGAGAGGGAGAUCAUGCAGAAGAUGGCAGAGAUUGCUCAGGAGGGAUUUCUGCUUAAACAGCAACUUAUCCAGGAGGCCAAGAGUGGCCUAGAGGAUAAGAAGGCCAAACUUGCAGAAGUUCAGGUCAGUAAGAAAGAUCUGGAAGACAGACUGGAGGCUCUAAGAACUGUAAAGGAGACUGCAGAGCAGCCUGAGAAAGAAGCCAAAGAGCGCCAUCUGAAGGCCUGGGAAGAUGAAAAAGCUGCCAUUCGCCUGGAGAAAGACAAAGCUAAAAUGGCUGAGGUGUUUCUUGAGCUGGAUGAUGAUGCAGAUGGCUUUGUCACAGUGGCUGAUCUUCUGUCCCAUUCUGAGCUCGACCCAGAUUCAGAUGGUUCAUUCACAGAAGCAGAAGCUCAGGGACUGUUGGGAGGAGUGGACAAAGUGGACACGGCAGCAUUUGAGUCUGUUUGGAAUAACAUCAAGGAAAAAUAUGUAUCAGAGUCCAAUGCAGACAUCCCAGCACCAGCGGAGACUCCACAGGAGGACACGAGGGAGCCAGACCCUGACAAUGACUCUGAGCCGUACCCUGAAGAUGACAUCCCAGAGGAAGACGACGAUGAUGAUGAAGAGGAUGACGAUGAAGACCCAGAUGAUGGGGACUAUAAGCAGAGCCCUCCUACAACACAGACUCAAGAAAAGAAGGAUGACGAUGAUGAGGGGACUAUGCCGCCCUACGACGAGCAAACGCAGAACCUCAUAGAUGCUGCUCAGAAAGCCAGGAAUGAGUUUGAUGAGGCGGAGAAAGCUCUCCGAGAAGUGGAUGAUCAGAUCAGGAACCUAGAGAAGGAAAUCUCCUUUGACUUUGGACCUGGUGCUGAGUUCGCCUACCUCUAUGGCCAGUGUUAUGAGUUGUCUACUAGCGAGUACAUCUAUAGGCUAUGUCCAUUUAACAGAGUUUCCCAGAAACCCAAAUAUGGUGGAUCAGAAACUAACCUAGGAUCAUGGGGGAAAUGGACAGGCCCUGAGGACAAUGUCUACUCUCUGAUGAAGUAUGAACAUGGAACAGGGUGCUGGCAAGGCCCUAACAGAUCCACCACGGUUAAGUUAACAUGUGGAAAGGAGACAGUUGUGGUAUCUACCUCAGAGCCCAGUCGGUGUGAGUAUAUGAUGGAGUUCACCACCCCAGCUGUCUGCCAGGAGCCCCAAAGCCUGUAUCCAGAGUCUCAUGGGCACACAGAGCUCUAGAUGCAUUCGAUUUGUUGUUCUUCGGGGACCACAGUCACUGCAGCAACGUGAAUUUGCCAUGCCGUAAGCAGCACCACCGUGGCUUCAGCUAACAAUCGAGGAUAAACGAUGGAAAUUCCAAUGAGUGGUUCUGUUGUCUACACAUCCAGUUUCCACUGCUCCCUGUUGUGUUGUUUCUCUGAUUUAUGUCCAAUAUAGUCAUUCCAAUGUUUUGAAAUAAAGUUGCUUUUAUCAUA